Molecule: messenger RNA, 2932 nt
Organism: Arabidopsis arenosa
Lineage: Eukaryota; Viridiplantae; Streptophyta; Magnoliopsida; Brassicales; Brassicaceae
Source: the annotation of a GenBank genome assembly
AUUGUUUCUCAGUAGGAAACUUGUUACUCUGAUUCGAUUCGAUCGUUAAAUCCUUCAUCUAAGCGUUUUCGGAGUUCGGAUUUUCAUAUUUUUGAUAUUUAGGUAGCGUAUCGCUUAGGGAUCCAUUAUAUCCGACAAAUUUCUUCUUCUACAAUCUGAUUCACCUCGAUUUUCCCAGUUUUCAAAGCAGUAUAUUAGGGUUUGUAGACUAAUUGGGGUCCUUUAGUGAUUGGGAUUUGUAGAGAGGGUACGAUUAUGGACGCUUUUGGAAUCGGGAGUCCCGUGACUGAGGAUCUUAAGAACUUUGGAGAUAAUCCUUCAGGUAAUACAAUGUUUGAUGCAUCUCAGUAUGCCUUUUUUGGGAACGAUGUUGUCGAGGAGGUUGAGCUGGGUGGAUUGGAGGAGGAAGAUGAGAUUUUGUCUUUCACUGGAAUAGCAGAAGACUUUUCAUUUGAUAAGGAAGAGGUUGAAGAUUCUAGACUUCUGUCUGACGUUGAUGAUCUUGCUAGUACUUUUUCAAAGUUGAAUAGGGAACCUGAUGUAUAUAGAAGUACGGGGCCAAUCACCGAUAGGCGAUCAAUACAGAAUUCUCUAGCUGCUGAGUGGACUCAUGGGGAGGAGUUGCCAAAUUGGUACGGCCGGCCAAUACUGGACUCUGAUGCCAUUAAAGAUGACAAGGCGUGGUCAGCACAGCCUUUUUCAUCUCUGGACCUUGUUGAGCAGAGAAACCCUGACAGAACAAAAUUGUAUCCAGAACCACAGCGUCAACUGCAUCAAGACCAUAAUCAACAACAGUUUUCCAGCGAACCAAUUCUUGUCCCGAAGUCAUCUUUUGUUUCAUACCCUCCUCCAGGCAGCAUAUCACCUGAUCAGCGUUUAGGACACCCUAAUAUACCAUAUCAAUCUGGUGGGCCUCAAAUGGGAUCGCCAAACUUCUCUCCUUUUCCAACUUUGCAGCCUCAGUUGCCUACCAUGCAUCAUGGAUCACCGCAGCAUACUGGAAACAGGCCUCAGUUUCGUCCUGCUCUUCCUCUGAAUAAUCGCCCUCCAUCUCAAUGGAUGAAUCGUCAAAAUAUGCAUCCUGGGGAUAGUUCCGGGAUCAUGAAUAAUGCGAUGCUACAACAGCCACCUCAUCAAAACGGUUUGAUGCCUCCACAGAUGCAGGGCUCUCAGAAUAGGUUACCACAUCCGAUGCAGCCUCCUCUCGGGCAUAUGCCAGGAAUGCAGCCUCAGUUAUUUAAUUCCCAUCUUUCUCGAUCAUCUUCAUCUGGAAAUUAUGAUGGAAUGCUUGGGUUUGGUGAUCUGAGGGAAGCAAGACCAGGAUCAGGUCAUGGGAACAGACAGAACAUGCGUUUUCAACAACAAGGCUUUGAUACUGGCAUUCAGAGAAGAUAUCCAUUCCGGUCUAAAUAUAUGUCAGCUGGUGAGAUAGAGAAUAUACUGAGAAUGCAGCUUGUUGCUACACACAGCAAUGAUCCUUACGUUGAUGAUUACUAUCACCAAGCCUGUCUUGCUAAGAAAUCUGCAGGUGCAAAACUGAAGCAUCAUUUCUGUCCAAAUCAUUUGAGGGACCUCCAACAGCGUGCACGGACAAACAACGAGCCUCAUGCUUUUCUUCAGGUUGAGGCUCUUGGUAGGGUUCCGUUCUCUUCAAUCCGCAGGCCUCGUCCUCUUCUUGAAGUGGACCCUCCAAAUUCAGCUAAAUCUGGUAAUGCAGAGCAUACCGAUAAGCCCCUUGAUCAAGAACCGAUGCUUGCAGCUAGAGUGUACAUUGAGGAUGGUCUUUGUCUCCUCCUUGAAGUUGAUGAUAUAGAUCGUUUCUUGGAGUUCAACCAACUCCAGGACGGAGGAAACCAGUUGAAACAAAGACGACAGUCAUUGUUGCAGAACCUUGCGGCUUCACUUCAGCUUGGUGAUCCCCUCGCCAAGAAUGGGCAAAGCCGGUCUCAUGAUGAUUUUCUCUUUCUAAGGAUUAUCUCUCUUCCAAAGGGUCGGAAGCUCCUUAUAAGGUAUCUUCAGCUAAUUUUCCCUGGCAGCGACCUAAUGCGGAUAGUUUGCAUGGCCAUUUUCCGUCAUUUAAGGUCAUUGUUCGGAGUUCUUUCAUCUGACCCCGAUAUCAUCAAAACCACAAAUAAGCUUGCAAAAGUUAUCAACGUGUGCAUUCAAAACAUGGAGUUAGGACCGGUAAGCACGUGUCUAGCAGCGGUGUCUUGUUCUUCUGAGCAGGCACCGCUCCGCCCCUUAGGCAGUCCUGUUGGAGACGGAGCUUCCACGGUACUGAAAUCAACACUCGACAGAGCUUCGGAGCUUAUUCGGGCUAAUAAUUUCAACAACGCAGGGAUGGCUCUAUGGCGCGCUUCCUUUAACGAGUUCUUUAAUAUGUUGAUGAGGUACUGCAUCAGCAAAUACGAUAGCAUCAUGCAGAGUUUGAAUUCACAAUUGCCACCGCAGUUUGCUACUGAGAUAUCUGAUGCAGCUGCACAAGCCAUUGUCCGCGAAAUGCCAAUAGAGCUUCUACGUUCAAGUUUCCCACACAUUGAUGAGCAGCAAAAGAGAAUACUAAUGGAGUUUUUGAAACGAUCUAUGCUCGGAAGCCAGAAAACCGAGCCAGUCUUAAGUUGAUAGUAUCAAAGAUUGAAGCAGUAAAAUCAAGAAACUGUAUGGCGAAGUCUGUAUAUGGAGGCAUAAGAUCAUGCAGAUACCGCGAGAAGAAAGGUAAAAGCAGCGGAGAGGAAGUUUGGUCUCUGUACAGAGAAAAGGUCUUUAGCUUUGCAGAACUUAUGAAAGAGUUUUCAGGCAUUUGUGUUUCUGUCUUUUGUUUAGUUAAUCCCAUUGUGGUUUCGAUAUUUGUUUUUGAAAUCCCUAUGUUUUUUGAUAAAUUCUCUUUCCUUUUUGUCUUUCUCUGUCUUACCAAUAAACAUUUUGAGUUAUG